UUUAUUUUAAAAAAUAAACGUAAUCAUGAUUUCCAAAGAAGAAGCAAGCUGUUUAUUUUACUGCAAAUCUUACGAAGAAUCCAACGUCAAGACAUGUCUAGAAUAUAUUGAAGAAUCGCCAGACGUUGAACUGUGUUAUACGAACAACCCCGAAGAUCCUAUGCUUAUUUGUAGGUCUCGGAUUUAUGGCUCAAGAGUCUACAAACUUUACAAACAUAAACGAGAACUAGAUGAAGAAGCAGCUAAGACCAUUGAAGCAGCUACGAGGGAAGAUAAAGAAGACUUGAUGUUUGAGAAUGAUAGUCAGAUUGUGGAGUUCUUAAAUCACAUUUAUCGACCAAAAGAGGAAUAUCUUUUCGAUUCACGUUAUAAAUUAAUGUCUGUGCAUGAUAAGGACAUCUUAUCAGUAAUCUGGAAAUUCACCUCUAAGUUUGAUAAGAAAGGUCUUCUAGGAUUCAGUCAAUGGCUAAAUAAAAACAAUGUUGAUUUGACAUCCACUGAGCCAGUAAGAAAAAUAACCAAAACAAGCACAGAAAUCAGAGCUCGAUUUAGACAAUUGAAUGUUUUGCACAAUGUCGACUAUGUUUCUGUAGCAGAAGAUAUCCUACAAGUAUUACCAAAUCACCACAAAAUCAUCAAAGACUUGAAGGAAGAUGGAUACCAAGUAGUUGGGUACAGUCGGAAAUCAGUCGUUGCAUCGGAAAAUCGAGUUAGCUGUCUGCAAAGAAUGGUAAACAUUUUGUAUAGCCGUUCAUUAGUAGACAAGGUUUUUGUCUCGCCUUGCAGCUCAACAAAGCAAAGAUUCGUAAAACGUGAUUCAGGUGAUAAUGAUGAAAUAUUAUCACAACUAAACAAUGUACAUGGUAAUACAGUAGAUUUCUUAAGUUUCCUUAAAAAUAAUAGUAAGGUAUGUGUUGUGGCAAUAGACUAUGCCGGUUUGACAACCAAUGUUUCAGAUCUUAAAAUAUUAUUAAGUGAAAAUCCAAGCUUGAAAAAAGUAAUCAUUGAUGAAUACUUUUAUGAAAAUCAUUUCAAAUAUUUUGACAAUUAUCAACUAUUGAAUAAUCCUAUGGAUUUAAAAGCUUUUCAUUGUCGCUCAAAACCCAAGCAAAGGGGUAAAUAA
Molecule: messenger RNA, 1123 nt
Organism: Mucor mucedo
Lineage: Eukaryota; Fungi; Mucoromycota; Mucoromycetes; Mucorales; Mucoraceae
Exons: 4
Coding region: 26-1123 (365 amino acids)
Source: RefSeq, a predicted model, not a curated record